AUGGAAGCCGACUUUAGACUAAUGGACGAUUUUAUAAACCAAAUGGAAAGAGGAAGAAACAAUUUUAAAAAAUCACCUAAAGAUAGAAUAACUGAAACAUAUAUCAGUGCGAGAUUGGAAAGCUUGGAAGGCACAAUGCUUAAGUUCAAUCAGAAGCACGAAGAGAUUAUAUGUGCAUACAAAAAGGAGAAAUUAGACGAAAGUUAUUAUGUCAAAAAUGAUAUAUUUAAUACUGGUUAUGAAAUUUACUUAACUUACAAGAGUGAGCUUAAGACAGUGUUAAACUCCAUAGAGAAAUCGUCGUCUAUAAGCCGGGAACCUUCUACAUCUCACGGAAAUAAAGACUCUAUUGUUCGAUUACCGAAAAUAUCUAUUCCAGUGUUUGGGGGUAGCUAUGCAGAAUGGACUUCAUUUAAGGAUCUCUUUACGUCGUUAGUACAUAACAAUGCUGCUUUAGAUGACGUUCAGAGGUUACAUUACUUAAAAACACAAGUAAAAGGAGAAGCAGAACAAUUAAUAAAGCAUAUUCCAGUUACACGUGACAAUUACCAGAAAUGUUGGGAGCUAUUAAAAAAUAGAUAUAGUAAUAAGCGGUUUAUGUCAAAUUGUAUUUUAAAGCGUUUGUUUGCUCAACGUACUAUGUCUUUUGAAUCGCCUAAUGCUCUCAAGGAUUUACUUGAUACCACAACGGAUUGUAUACAUGAAUUGUCUAAUUUAGGUAUUCAGGUAGAGUCUUGGGACGUUAUUAUCAUUUAUAUUGUUAGUAUGAAAUUGGACGAUGAAACGAGGAAGCAGUGGGAAUUGUAUGUUAAUAGCUUAUCAGUAGAGUUACCUAAAUUUAAUAAUUUUAAACAAUUUUUAGAAGAACGCUUCCGUGCGUUAGAAUUUGUAGAGUCUUCAAAAAAUAAAUUUAAGCCAGUAAAACAAACUACUUAUCAGCCUAAAUCUUUGCACGUCGCUUCCAAAACAAUUUGUCCUCAUUGCGCUGAAAAUCAUAAACUGUUUUCCUGUAGUAAGUUUGCCAAGCAGGAUCUUGAUAGCCGUCAGUCUAUAGUUAAGACAUUAGGUCUUUGCUAUAAUUGUUUGGGAACCAAUCAUACAGGUAAGAUGUGUCGUGUACCAAUAACGUGUCGUAUAUGCAGAAGGAAGCAUCACACGCUUCUUCACGGUAGAGCCAGUUCGAAGACUGAUGACUCAGAAGAGCCAAAACCGGAAUCGUCUUUAAAGACGAAUGAAGCCACUAAUAAUAAUAUUGUUAGUCAUUUUGUGACAGAUCGAAUACAGAGCCAAACCUUAUUAGCAACAGCUUUGAUAAAAGCUGAGUCCAACAACGGUUCGUCUCAGAUAUUGAGAGCGUUGUUAGACCAGGGAUCGCAAGCGUCUUUUAUUUCGGAAGCAGCUGUUCAAUACUUAUGUUUAAAUAAAACAGCAUCAAAGAUUUGCAUUUCAGGUUUAGGUGGCGGUCAGAGUGACUUAACCUCAAAAUAUGUGGUUAUGGUAAACAUGCAGUCCCUUCAUGACCCCACGUUUACAUUACAGGUAAAAGCUCAUGUAUUACGGAAGGUAACUUCAGUGUUGCCGGAGAGAAAAUUUCACUUACCUAAUUGGGAAGACAUAGGUCGAAUUAGGUUGGCAGAUCCUCAAUACAAUUCACCUAAUAGGAUUGAUAUUUUAUUAGGGGCCGAGGUAUAUUGUAAGAUCCUGAAAAAUGGGGUACUGAAACACCCUACUGGUUCUAUGAUUGCGCAGGAUACUUACCUUGGAUGGGUAUUGUCAGGAUUAGUAAAUGAAGGCAACAUUAGUGACCCCAAAUGUCAUAAUGUUAUUGUAAAUAUGCAUAUUCAACUCGACGAUCACGAUCUCUUUAAACGUUUUUGGGAAAUAGAAUCAGAACCUAACUUGGAACGCGGAAAAGUCUUGACGCCUGAGGAGCAAGAAUGCGAAAACCAUUUUGCCGCUACUAAAAGUAGAGACGAAAAUGGUCGCUAUGUAGUCGAAUUGCCUUUCCGACCCAAGACGAAUGUUGAAAAUAUUUAUGGAGAUACAAGAACAAUUGCAGUAAAGAGAUUGUUUAGUCUGGAAAAGAGAUUGUCAAAAAAUUUAGAAGUAAAGAAGGAUUAUACAGAAGUAUUAAAGGAAUACAUUACUCUUGGUCAUAUGGAAGAAAUAAUAGAAAAGGUAGAAGAAACGGGGGAAAAAGUAUGGUUACCGCAUCAUGCCGUUUUGAGACCGGAUAAAAGUACGACCAAAACUAGAGUUGUAUUUAACGCUUCAGAUCGAAGUGCCAAUGGUGUGUCAUUAAAUGACACUUUAAUGGUUGGGCCGACUUUGCAGCCGGAAUUGCGACAUAUUAUAAUGCGAUGGCGAAUGCAUCCUAUCUGUCUUACUGCUGAUAUCAUAAAAAUGUACAGACAGGUAAAGAUAGCUAGAAAACAUGUUGAUUAUCAGAGAAUAGUUUGGCGUGAAGAUACUGACUCAGAAAUUAAGGAUUACAGAUUGUUGAGGGUAACCUUUGGUACAUCUUGCGCACCAUACUUAGCUGUAAAGGCCAUGCAUCAACUUAGCAUUGAUGAAGGUCAUAAUUUUCCCUUAGCUGCUAAUAGAGUCAGAACGGACUUCUACAUGGAUGAUCUCAUGACAGGUUGUCAAACUGAAAUAGAAGCGAUUAAAGUAUACAAAGAAAUGAAUGAAUUAAUGAAGAAGGGAGGAUUCAAUUUACAGAAAUGGUCUAGUAACAGAAAGUUGUGGCAAGAAGAUAACGGAAAGGAUAUGGAGAUCAGAGAAGACGAUACUAUAAAAAUUUUGGGUCUUACUUGGAAUCGUUUUACAGAUGAAUUUGAAUACACAGUUAGGUUAUCUUCUGAAAUUGCAAUUGAAACUAAACGAGAAAUUAUAUCGGAAAUCAGUCGUUUAUUUGAUCCUCUUGGGUGGCUUGCUCCAUGUAUUGUUACCGCGAAGAUAUUUAUUCAAAAAAUGUGGUUAACGGGAUUUGAUUGGGACGACCGAUUACCGAUUGCACUCGUAAAUGAAUGGGAACUCUAUCGACAAGAAUUAAGUAAGUUGGUAAAUUUUUAUUUACCUAGAUGGGUUCAGACGUCGGAUGAUGACGCUAUUGUGGAGUUGCAUGGCUUUAGCGACGCCUCUAGUGUAGCUUAUGCCGCAGUAGUGUAUAUCAGAUGUAUUAAGUUAGACGGUAGUGUUGAAUCCCACCUCGUCACAGCAAAAACUAAGGUUGCUCCUAACAAACAAAUCUCGAUACCAAGGCUCGAGUUGUGUGGAGCUGUUUUAGUCACAAAGCUGCUGGUUGAAGUGGCAAAAGCCUUAAACAUCCAUAAAGCUAGAUUACAUGCUUGGACAGAUUCGACAAUUGUUUUGGCUUGGCUAAGCGAUCAUCCCAGUCGAUGGAAAACUUUCGUUGCUAAUCGGACUUCGGAAAUCCUUAUGCAUCUAGAUUCGUCACAGUGGUCCUAUGUAAGUACUAAGGAUAAUCCCGCUGAUUAUGCGUCGAGGGGUAUCAAACCAGCUGCAUUGUUGGAUAAUCAAGUGUGGAAGUGCGGUCCAAGCUGGUUGUUUGAUAAUGUUAUUAAAUAUGAAAAACCUGCUUCCAUAUACACUAAAACUGAACUAGAAUUAAGACCUACUAAAGUACAUGCAGCUGCGAUGACAGACCCAGGUACGGACUUGUCUACUCGAUUCUCAUCAUUAACAAAAUAUAUACGCGUAAUCGCUUUCUGUCGAAGAUUUCUUCAACUCAAAUCUCCCAAAACGAGUGUAAAGAAUUCGCCUUACCUGACAGCGAAAGAAAUCCAGGACGCACUUGACUGUUGCAUUCGACAUCACCAAUCCGAGGCAUUCGCGGUAGAAAUGGCAAGUCUUACUAAAACUAAAAAUAUAAGUAAAAAGAGCAGACUGUCAAUGCUCAAUCCAUUUCUGGACAAUUUUGGAAUUAUGAGAGUCGGGGGUCGCAUGGAGAAGUCGAACUUAUCAUAUAAAAGUAAGCAUCCCAUUAUAAUAGAUGGCGCAUCUCAUUUAGCAAGGCUUAUAGUAGCUGAUGCCCAUAAUAAAACGAUGCAUGGUGGACAACAAUUAACUUGUAAUUAUAUAAGAAGUAGCUAUUGGGUGACCAAAUUAAAAAAUAUAGUCAAAAGUCACAUUCAUCAUUGUGUCCCAUGCAUUAGACAUGCAGCUACUUUUCGGACUCCUUUGAUGGGUCAAAUGCCCUCCUGUCGAGUCACCCCUAGCAAACCGUUUUCAAAUGCAGGUGUUGAUUAUGCAGGCCCUAUAAACAUACGUGUUUCCAAGGGUAGAGGCCAAAGGUCUUACAAAGGCUAUAUUUGCCUUUUCAUUUGUAUGUCCACACGAGCCGUUCAUAUCGAAGCUGUUUCAGAUCUAACCACUGAAGGCUUUUUAGCUGCGUUUAAACGUUUUAUAGCACGCAGGGGUCGAUGUAACCAUUUAUGGAGUGACAACGGAACAAAUUUUGUAGGGGCUUCGCGAGAACUGAAAAAACUAUUUGCAAAUGAAAAAUCUACCCUGGCCUCUGAGAUUGCAUCGGCACUGGCAACUAAUAACACCGAAUGGCAUUUUAUUCCUCCACAUGCUCCAAACUUUGGUGGAUUAUGGGAGGCAGGAAUAAAAAGUGUAAAGUAUCAUCUGCGUAGAGUAAUAGGUGACUCUACUCUUACAUAUGAAGAACUGUCAACGGUACUGGCUCAAAUUGAGGGGUGUCUCAAUUCGAGGCCACUGUCAAAUGGUAGUUCUGACCCUGAUGAUUGUGUUCCUUUGACGCCAGGUCACUUUUUAGUGGGCGAACCCUUAGUAUUAGCACCUGAUCAUAAUUUAGAACAUAGCUUGGUAAGUAAUUUGAGACGUUGGCAACUAACACAGCGCAUGGUUCAGAUUUUUUGGAAGCGAUGGUCGCAAGAGUAUUUAACUCAGUUUUUUCAAAGGUAUAAAUGGAAAACGAAAACCCCGGAAUUAAAAAAAGGUGACAUGGUUUUAGUCAAGGAUGAGAAUUUACCCCCAGCUAAGUGGCUUUACGGUAUAGUUGUAGAUGUUCAUCCGGGUAGCGAUAACAUCAAUCGUGUAGUUACUCUUCGUUACAAAAAUUCAACGAUUCAACGUCCAACUUCAAAGCUAUGUCUCUUGCCUAUUGAUGUGAAUGAAACCUAA
This is a messenger RNA of Melitaea cinxia (Glanville fritillary), 5172 nucleotides long. RefSeq lists its product as uncharacterized. Bases 1 to 5172 code for a protein of 1723 amino acids. Gene Ontology annotation, molecular function: nucleic acid binding. The record is from RefSeq and is a predicted model, not a curated record. Gene Ontology annotation, biological process: DNA integration. The transcript has a single exon. Lineage: Eukaryota; Metazoa; Arthropoda; Insecta; Lepidoptera; Nymphalidae.